GAAAACUUGAAAAGAAGUACAGUAGUUCCUUAAAUAUAGCACAGAGUGAUAGUGGUCCUUGCCACCUUGUACAAAUAUCUGUAUUAAAUAAAAAUGAUAUUUAUGGACGAUCCUCUAUCAAAGUCUAUAAAAGAUCCCAGGGACUACCGAUACAUGAAGUUAUUUAGAUCUACUUUGAGACUUAUUGGAUCGUGGCCUGGAAGAGAUCUUAAGGAGGAGGGUGCAACGAAAUAUGAAAUCGCGCCUUUAUACUGGGUGCUGGUUAUUAAAAUCACAUGUUUCGUUCUCACAAUAAUCUAUCUCAUAGAAAAUACAAAUAAGCUGGGUUUCUUUGAAAUUGGUCAUGUCUACAUUACUGUAUUUAUGACUAUGAUAACAUUGAGCCGUAGCAUCACUUUGUCCUUAAACCCGAAGUACCGCCGAGUAAUGACGAAAUAUAUUACUAAAAUGCAUCUCUUUUACUACAAGGAUAUGUCUGAUAUUGCUUUGAAGACUCACAUAAGAGUGCAUAAACUCUCAUUUUUCACAAUGUAUUUGUCAACUCAAGUAGUAUUGGGCACAGUUACGUUCAACAUUGUCCCAAUGUACAACAACUACAAGGUAGGAAGAUUCGAAAAUAACAUAUUAGUUAACGACUCUUACGAGUUGUCUAUAUAUUUCAAAACCCCAACAAAAUUCUUAUCUACCUUGAAUGGAUACAUCGCAAUCACCACAUUUAAUUGGUACUCAAGCUAUAUUUGCUCUAACUUUUUCUGCAUGUUUGAUCUCGCUCUGUCCCUGUUAAUAUUUACUGUGUCUGGACAUUUCAAAAUAUUGAUUCAUAAUUUGAACAACUUCCCCCUGCCUGCUGUGGUGUCUGAUUCAAGCAAAGUUUUAAAAACAGACGAGAUACAAGCUCCGUUAUACAAUAAAACAGAAAAGAAAGAUAUAACAUUAAGAUUGAAACAGUGCAUCGAUUAUCAUCGGGAAGUUCUCGAAUUCACCCAAGAUAUUUCAGAAGCUUUCGGUCCGAUGUUAUUUGUAUACUACUUGUUCCAUCAGGUCAGCGGCUGCCUGUUGUUACUGGAAUGUUCACAAAUGGACGCAGCGGCUUUGAUGCGUUACGGCCUUCUAACAGCUGUUUUGUUCCAGCAACUGAUUCAGUUAUCUGUUGUCGUUGAGUCUGUUGGAACAGUGACCGGCUAUCUGAAGGAUGCUGUUUACAACGUUCCAUGGGAGUACAUGGACACACAGGACAGGAAGACAGUGUGCAUAUUUUUGAUGAAUGUGCAGGAACCAGUGCAUAUUAAUGCAUUAGGACUUGCUAAAGUAGGCGUACAGGCAAUGGCUGGAAUUCUUAAGACAUCGUUUUCAUACUUCGCAUUUCUUCGCACCGUUUCUAACUAAACUUUCUAUUAUGUGAUUUACGUGUUUAAUUUUAAAAUGGUAAUUACUAUAAGCACAAUAAUUUUGUUAUAAAUUAUAUUUAAGCAAUGAAAUAACACGAGCAAGUAUUUUAUAUUAAUUAUUUAAAAGAAAUGUAAAUUAUCACAAUACACGAUUGCAGCAUU
This is a messenger RNA of Manduca sexta (tobacco hornworm), 1550 nucleotides long. RefSeq names its product odorant receptor 13a (gene Or-3). Gene Ontology annotation, molecular function: olfactory receptor activity; odorant binding. Gene Ontology annotation, biological process: detection of chemical stimulus involved in sensory perception of smell; sensory perception of smell. Gene Ontology annotation, cellular component: plasma membrane. The record is from RefSeq and is a predicted model, not a curated record. NCBI's taxonomy places the organism in Eukaryota, Metazoa, Arthropoda, Insecta, Lepidoptera, Sphingidae.